This is a messenger RNA of Kockovaella imperatae, 1512 nucleotides long. RefSeq names its product DHHC palmitoyltransferase-domain-containing protein. Lineage: Eukaryota; Fungi; Basidiomycota; Tremellomycetes; Tremellales; Cuniculitremaceae. Bases 197 to 1390 code for a protein of 397 amino acids. The record is from RefSeq and is a predicted model, not a curated record. The transcript has 10 exons. Gene Ontology annotation, molecular function: palmitoyltransferase activity.
UGACCCCGAACGCAGUACUCGCGCUCCUUGAUCUGUGACUCUUGACACUCUUGACACGCAUCCUUUCUACUGUCCGACCAAGGGAUCAGCAGCCGAUCAGAGAUGAUGAGCUGAGGGACGAGAAAGCUAUUGGACUCGCGGGUGUUCUAUUGCAUCAGCCACAAGCUGCGACGGUCCGCCAGGCCAACGCUUCAACAUGCCAGUCCUUCGUGGCUGUUCAGCCUUGGUCAUAAGAUGCUUCAAGAGGGUCGAGCACGCUGCUGAUUGGCUCACUGGAGCUGCAGGACCUGUGUUUAUAUUCCUAUGCUGGGUCCUAAUCAGCUUGGGGGGUUUCGCAUUCUUCGAUGUCAUCGGACGGGGUCUGCAGUGGUCAAUCAUAUUCCUCCUGAGUCCGAUAUUGGUCUUGGUCCCUCUCAAUCUCUAUGUCCAGUACUACCUCGUGACGCAUGUCCCCCCUGGCUUCCCCUCACCUCGCGCCAUUGCUCUCUCCCCGAACCCCAUAAAAAGCUCCAGGGAACGGUGGCUCACGUUGGAGGAAGGGAGCCUUUUCCGCGCCGAGACUUGGGGUUUCAGACGAUUGGGGCAUCAUGCGGAGGAGAAUGACGCGAGGAUGGACACUCGAGGGAGGAGAGUGAGACGGUGUCGAAAAUGUGAUGGGCCAAAGCCAGAGCGGACGCACCAUUGCUCUGUCUGCCGACGGUGCGUCCUUCUCAUGGAUCAUCAUUGUCCUUGGAUCAAUGGCUGUGUCGGUCUGUACAACCAAAGACAUUUCGUUCUCUUCAUGUUUUGGCUAUCCUUGGGUUGUUGGGUUUUCGCAUCGCUAGGUCUGUCAAAUCUGUGGGAGUCAUUCUCGUUCAAAUCGAACUGGACCUACUAUACCCCUAGAUUGGCUUACACGCUUGUAUACAUACUUUGUAUCGCGAUGGGUGUGGCUGUCCCUGUUCUCGGCACAUGGCAUGUUUUCAUGGUAUCACGAAACGAAACGUCUAUAGAAUCUCAUGACAAUUCAUGGCUCGAAGGCAAAGCCAAAAGCGAGGGAAUGAUCUACUUAAAUCCUUAUGAUCUCGGUCGACGUCGAAACCUCGAGCUGUUCUUCAACGUAGGAGUGAAUGGGUAUUCCCGUUGGACCCUACUGUUGCCCCUUGUCAUCCCACCGGCGUCAAAUGGAUGGUCUUUCCCUCGUCGAGCUCUACCUGCUGAUGCUAUCGUGCCAGUAGAGAAUACCGCUCAGAGUUUACAUGCGCCUGAAUUGGCGGAAGGCCUGGUGUCGUCUCAUAUGAAUGGUGGACCCAAUACCAUGGAGAAUGGCAAAGCUGGGAGUCGGUACGUUAUGGGUGAUGAUGGCAGCUUCACAGAUGACGAAGAGGGCGGAGGCGGCUGGAUGGAUUAAGCUAGAAUAGGAUGGCGGCCGAGCAUCUAGAUAUAACAUACAGUGUCCGUAGAAUACAUGUACUGUCUUUCUUUCUGUAUUUAUACAACUCGCUAAUGAGUCUGCACGAUCUUUCUGUCCGC